GCGCGUAUGAGUCUAGAGACUAAAACUUUCUAAUCGUUGUUUUUGUGCUCAUUCAGUGGUCUUUUUGAUUUAAAUCCAAUUCAUGUCACUCCAUAAGCCUUCUAGACCCUGAUAUUUAAUUUUACGCUUAACAACAUACAGUAUGUGGUUUAUACAGCUAAUAAUUGGCUGUGAACAAUGUGUUUACUGUUUUUCCUGACUUUAUUUAUUCAGUAUACUCUGAGGAUAGGUAGUGUGUUCCGUGAUAUUUCAAAAUGUUUUUAGAAUCCGAUAUAUUUUCACAGCUGGGACAAUAUGAGUUAUUUGAGAGACCAUCCUUUCGUAUCGCUCGAGAUAUUAGUGGACGGCAGACCAGGCAAACUGUGUUUUAUGCAUGGGGAAGAUCAUGGUAUUUGGUUCUUCAUCGUGAAACAUCGUUUCAUAAUUCUAACUUGUCAGUAAGAUUUAUCAGUUCAAAUGGUACCCACUCUUUUUAUCCGAAAACAAAAUAUGCAGAAUUACAUACUGGCUAUGUAUCAGAUUCAAACCAAUCAUUUGUGUUAGCUCAUUUGGAAUCAUACAGUUCACUACUCAGCGCUCAUAUUCAUGUGGAAUCAGAUAUUUUUGUUAUUGAGCCAUUGUCUGAUUACACAAACUAUAUUGGAAAUAAUUCCAUGUUAAUGUAUCGCCUAAGAGAUAUUCAAUUUAAAAAGAUACUAAAUAAUUCGAUGAAUUAUAAAUCAGCCACUUUAUUGGCCCUAGAAACUGAUACAUUUGAUGUCUAUGUUAGACGAAAACGUUUUCACCCCAUACAAUUACAGCGCAAACUUUGUCGUCUUACGCUCGUCGCUGAUUACGAUUUUUUCACUAAUUUAGGAAAUAGAAAUGGACCUAAAACUAUCAGUCAUGUUAUUAAAGUAUUUGACCGGUUAAAUUAUCUGUUUCUUACUUCAAAAUUUUUGGAUGAUAAACACGAUGAAAUGAUUGGCUAUGGCUUUUUAUUACAUGAGAUCGUAAUCCAUGAAUCAUGGACAGCUGAUUACGGUCACUAUAAUUCACCAACUGAUGUAGGUGGGAAAAUUUGGACAGCUACAUCCCUAUUGCGUGCAUUUAGUCGAUUCCAUGCGAAACAUUGUUGUUUGGCUCAUUUACUUAGCUACAAAAGAAUAGAUGAGGGCAUUUUAGGGAUGUCUUGGUUGGCCUCCCCGGAUCCAAAGAAGUUAGGCGGUAUUUGUUCCCCACCUCUUCGACGGAAUAAUAAAAAGGAUCUCUAUUUAAAUACAGGAUGGACUACUUAUGUAGAUUAUAAUGGUCAACAACUAGUUAACGCUUUGGCUGAAUUAAUCACGGCUCAUGAAUUAGGACAUAGUUGGGGUGCAGAUCAUGAUCCUGAUACAGAUGAAUGCAAUCCUACAGCUAUAAGUUCUGGAAAAUAUUUAAUGUAUACCUAUUCAGUUUCAGGUUAUGCUGAAAAUAAUGGAAAAUUUUCACCAUGUAGUUUACGGACAAUUGGCGCUUGUUUGAUUACUCGUGCUCCAUUAUGUUUUGAAGAUUCAUCUGCGGCUCUUUCAAAUCUUUGUGGUAACAGUCGUAUUGAUGAGGGUGAAGAAUGUGAUGCUGGUCGAAAUCCACAUGAUCCUUGUUGUAGUUCUGAGUGUUAUUUUAGAACAGGUGCUCACUGUUCACCUUGGAAUCAUGGUUGUUGUACUUCUGAUUGUCAAUUAGCACCAAAGAAUACUAUUUGCGCACAAACUAGCAGUACUAAUCCUUGUUUAGGACCUGGUCAGUGUAAUGGUUUAUCAUCUCUUUGUCCAGGUCCAACACUUUUAUCCGGUGGUCAAUGUGAUGAACAUGGGCGAUGUUUUCAGGGUAAAUGUCAUCCCUUUUGCUCAAGUCUUGGACUAGAAACUUGUAUCUGUGAUUCAGUUGAAGAAUCCUGCUAUAUUUGCUGUUUAUUUCCAACAUCAAAUUCAACUACAAAUCAAAGCACCAUAUGCCUUCCUGUUAUAUUGUCCCAAAAUGAAUAUCUGUUAUAUUCUAAACAGAAUACUGUAAAACAUUCAGGAUCUUAUAAAUUCUAUUCAAUGAUUCAUCAUUCAAAACGAUCAACUCUGUAUUCUAUGCAUAAAUUUUUACCAUUCUCGUCUAAUAUAUUACGGUUGUAUGAUAAACACUCACCAAAUGAUACAUAUCACUUUAUUGUUAAUAAUAAAACUCAAAAACUACCUACAAUCGAUUUUAACAAUAUUAAUUCAUACUAUCAUGAACAACCUUUAGUACAUAUUCAUUUGCAAGAUUAUCGGCCAUGUCUUAAUGGUUAUUGUAUGGCGGGAAAAUGUAUAGAAUCGAAAAGUAAACGGAUAUUACGAUUUUGGACACCAGUUCAUUAUUCUAAACACAAGAAUUUCGGCACCAUUGCUUGGGACAAUCUGGUAUUUUUUGCAGUCUUUUUAUCACUUAUCAUAUGGAUACCAUUGAGUGCAUGUGUUGCUUACUUAAAUAGGUAUCAUGAACGAAAUUGUUAAUUACUAAUUAAAAAGUUAUGAAUCUUCGAGCCAGAUAUCCUGUCAAUCAUAUGAGACACUAUGUUUACCUUCAAGCAGCAUUUUUAGUGAUUCACAUACUUUCCACAUUAAAAUAUUUUAAAAGUAUUCAACAUUAUUAUGAUCUGUUGAACGUUUUUUUUCUCGAUCAGUUUCUAUCUUGUUUAUGAUAUAAUUUUUUAUUGUGUCCUCAUUCAAUUCAACCUUUUAUCAUACUUUGUAUACAUAAUCUUCCCAAUUGUGUUUUCUUGUUCUCAAAUGUAUAAAAACUGUAGUAUGUAUAUGUAAAAUCUGUUUUUCUUUACUCUUCUUCUUCUUGUGUAUGUAAUUUUUACUGAAGAUUUUCUUUUUUUAGCCUAGGAGUCACAUUUUUAAGUUCAGUCGCGUGAAAAGUGAGAUAAAUAUCUUUGAGUUGUUUCUUUUUUCUCUUUUUAUUAUUUCAUCCACUUUAUGCAUUACGCAUCAAUGUGUUCAUUUGUUCAAUGUCAAAUUUUAUUGUUUAUAUCAAAACUUUUAACAUUUUUCUUCUAAUUUUUAUCUAUUUCUAACUU
Schistosoma spindalis is the source of this 3073-nucleotide messenger RNA. Lineage: Eukaryota; Metazoa; Platyhelminthes; Trematoda; Strigeidida; Schistosomatidae. The record is from the annotation of a GenBank genome assembly.